AGGUGAAGUUUUGGCUCAAGCAUCACGAAACCCCUUGGUGAUGGCGAAGCUUCUCUCCGCUCUUUUCUUUCUCUCGGCGGCCAAGGCAAGUCUUGGCCAGUGUGAAAGCGGUGCUUGCCUGGAUGAUGAUGAGGCUGUCCGCAUGGGCGUCGAGCUUUUGCAGCACAAAGUGGAGUUGGGCAAGCAACGCGUUCUUGAUGCGGUCAAUGCCACCAAAGACAUCAAACAGCCUGCCAUCAUCUCAGCUAUGUACACCUUCGGUGCCCCUGCGGUAAGCAAACCUCCGAUGCCUGAUCUGGCGCGGGAUGACAAGUGCUUCCAGGGCUUGCGCACCUACACGGAGAACAAACUGCCAGGAGGUGGCCGUCAGGUGGACGCAGCCUCCAUGUUCGACGCCUACCCGCAUCCACACAUCAGCGUCUUGGCGCUGGACUGGGCCCAGGACUCUUACUAUCAGCCCUGCCCUGGCGAUGCUACCUGGCCGAAAGGAGGUGGCGCCGCAGACUGGGGCUUGCACUCUGAGACGCACUACUCCCCGCGCUUGAAGGAGGUGACGCUGGACGGGGUGAAAAUGGCGGAGCAGGAGCCUUUCAAGACGGCGAAUGACAUGGUGAUCUUGGCCUACAAGAGCUACGAUUCAGUGGAGAACACCAUCAAGGAGCUCAAGGAGAAGCUGCCCAAGUGGCGCCUCGUGGAGCGCCGGGUCUUCGAGUGGAGCCAGGGUGCCUACGAUGAUGACCCCAUCAUGGUGGCGCAGAAUGUGGACACCCUGGACUGCGCGCUCAUCUUCACGGGCACGAACCACUUCGGGGAGCUUGGAAGCUCGGUGAAGCAACAUCUCACUGGCUACUGCGGCUUUGACCAGAUCCACGCGGGGUACCGGGACGAGGUGUGGCAGCUCUCGGACCACACAGUGUGGCCCAAGAUCACGGCGAAGUUGGCCAAGUGCGCGAGUGUCCGUUGCGUCGGCCACUCGCUGGGCGGCGCCAUGUGCGACGUUUUCUCGGGCUGCAUCAAUAGUGGCCGCGCGGAUGACCCGGACUACCAGAAGCUUAUGUGGUGGCAGGGCACGCCAGAGUUGAUGCCCGAGGUUGGCGUCGAGGAGCUUGGUGCGGCUGCCACCUUGGGCACUGUGGACUCCCUGUACACAUAUGGAUCGCCCGCAACUUCCGACCCGCCUCUCAAGGACGCCACCACGAAGAGCGGGUGCUGGAAGGGCUUGCGCGCCUACUGUGAGAACGACCUCUCCGGCGGAGGGAAGCAGGCUGAUGCCCGUGUGCUGAACCAGAACUACUUCCCCCACCCGACGAUGAACACCUUGUCCUUGCAGUGGGGCAAGGACUCCCACCUCGCUGAGUGCUCAGGCAAACCGGAGGACAGUGUUUGGUGGCCACAUCACAACGCGAUGGUCUAUGAGGACUGGUACGUGCACACCGAACAGAACUACGCUGACCGCCUGGAGAAAUUGAACAAGGAUUUCCCCAAGAUCGAGAUCUAUGAAGAGGGCGCCCUCUUUGUGCACCUCGCCUUCGGAGCAGAGCACCCGCAAAAGGAGCUCGAGGCAACCAUGCAGAAGCACAUGCCAAACUGGGCGCUGGUGGAGCGUACGCCCCUGCUGGAUGAGCAUGAGCCCGCGCUCCUGGCACAGGACCAAGUGAACUUCGACUGCGCGCUGGUGAUGCCUGGCAACAAGGCCAACCGCGGCCAGCACUACGGCACCGGCUUCUGCGGACUGGUAAAUGUGCACUCCGGAUAUCGUGACUACUUGGUGUCCAGUGUGCAAACCCCUGGCUGGCAGAAGAUCGCCCAGAAGCUGCCACAGUGCAGGAGGGUCAUUUGCGCUGGACACUCCCGGGGCGGCUCCGUGUGCGAGCUCUUCGCUGCCUGCGCAUGGGUAUGCGACAAACCUGGCCAACCGUAGCGGCCAAGCAUACCGUGAACAACGGCAAGACUUUGGACCAGGACUACCGGCGCCUGAUGUGGAUGCAGGCGGAGCCCCGGGUGUUGAUGCCGCUGCAGAAAGCCGCUUGAGCCGUCUGAGCCCGCCCGGCGCGCGGCGCUUUUGGCCCAGUGGUCCAGUGGAGCUUGCCCCUGGCUCUUCCCUCCGUCCAGUGGG
Messenger RNA from Effrenium voratum, 2116 nucleotides. The record is from the annotation of a GenBank genome assembly. NCBI's taxonomy places the organism in Eukaryota, Dinophyceae, Suessiales, Symbiodiniaceae.